CCUUCACCUCCCUCCCACCUCCUGCCCCAAAAGUCACCACUGCCCAGACCAGUAAGACCAUCAGGACACCCUAGGAAAGACGAUCGAUUCUGGAGCUCAAAGAGUGCGGAAGCUUUUCCUGAGGCGGCUUGUAAUGACAUGCGAGUGGUGCAAGCUUCAGGAGUCAUGCUGCCGCACGUCACACAUGGGGAUUUGAUUUCAGGGCAGCUCACAGAACAAGUACAGCCAUGAAAUGUGACCUUCUGGCUUCACGUUUGAAACCAAGAAACCAAACUGGUGAAGGGAAGCAAGGGAGAAGCUGACUGGGUCCCUGGGGGGUCACUCCUUCCACCUUAGACCAAAACGAAAGCUUUUCAGCUAAAAAAAGCCACAACAGCUUGACGGCCAUUCUCAGUGAAGGACCCUGCACUCGCUACUGAGCUGUGGCCAUGGGCCUGCUUGCCUUCCUGAAGACCCAGUUCGUCGUGCACCUCCUCAUCGGCUUCGUCUUCGUGGUGAGCGGGCUGGUCAUCAACUCCAUCCAGCUCUGCACGCUGGUCCUCUGGCCCGUGAACAAGCAGCUGUACCGCCGGCUGAACUGCCGCCUUGCCUACUCGCUCUGGAGCCAACUGGUGAUGCUGCUGGAGUGGUGGUCGUGCACGGAGUGCACCCUGUUCACCGACCAGGCCACGGUGGACAGCUUUGGGAAGGAGCAUGUAGUCAUCAUCCUCAACCACAACUUUGAAAUCGACUUCCUCUGUGGGUGGACCAUGUGCGAACGCUUCGGCGUGCUGGGGAGUUCCAAAGUCCUGGCGAAAAGGGAGCUGCUCUACGUGCCCCUCAUCGGCUGGACAUGGUACUUCCUGGAGAUUGUGUUCUGCAAACGGAAGUGGGAGGAAGACCGGGACACCGUCAUCAAAGGCCUGAAGUCCUUGGCUGACUACCCCGAAUACAUGUGGUUCCUCCUAUACUGUGAGGGCACACGCUUCACGGAGAAGAAGCACCGCGUCAGCAUGGAGGUGGCCGCCUCCAAGGGGCUGCCCGUCCUCAAGUACCACCUGCUGCCUCGGACCAAGGGCUUCACCACCGCGGUCCAGUGCCUCCGUGGGACAGUCGCAGCUGUGUACGACGUCACGCUGAAUUUCCGAGGAAAUAAGAACCCGUCUUUGCUGGGGAUCCUCUAUGGGAAGAAGUACGAGGCGGACAUGUGCGUCAGGAGAUUUCCUCUGGAAGAGAUCCCAAUGGAUGAGAAGGGAGCAGCUCAGUGGCUUCAUAAACUGUACCAGGAGAAGGAUGCGCUGCAGGAGACAUAUAACCAGAAGGGUGUGUUCCCGGGACAGCAGUUCAAACCCACCCGCCGGCCAUGGACGCUCCUCAACUUCCUCUUCUGGGCCACGCUCCUCUUGUCUCCUCUCUUCAGUUUUGUCUUGGGCGUCUUUGCCAGUGGAUCCCCCCUCCUGAUCCUGACGUUCCUGGGGUUUGUCGGGGCAGCUUCCUUUGGAGUCCGCCGACUAAUAGGAGUGACUGAAAUAGAAAAAGGCUCCAGCUAUGGAAACCAAGAAUUUAAGAAAAAGGAAUAAUUAAUGGCUGUGAUUGAACACACAUAACCUGACGGUGGUAUCCAGUUAACUCAAUUAAAAACAGAACAACACACCUAGAGCGGGGGAAAAAAAGACACUUAGAAACUAUUUUUCUUAUUAACUGGUGACUAAUAUUGACCAAUAAAACUUGAGCCAAGAGUAAAGCGGUCA
This is a messenger RNA of Odocoileus virginianus texanus, 1730 nucleotides long. The record is from RefSeq and is a predicted model, not a curated record. Lineage: Eukaryota; Metazoa; Chordata; Mammalia; Artiodactyla; Cervidae.